Messenger RNA from Cooperia oncophora, 546 nucleotides. Lineage: Eukaryota; Metazoa; Nematoda; Chromadorea; Rhabditida; Trichostrongylidae. The record is from the annotation of a GenBank genome assembly.
UAUAAUAGUUACGGAUGUGAUUCAGACGAAUCGAACAACGAAACUAUACUUAGGCAACUUUUUAUUCUAGAUGGGCGACCUUGCGAAUUUAAGGUGCAGUUGAAUUCACGUACUGUCGUGUACCAUGUUGAGAGGAAAGAAGCCGUCUUGUUUAAUCAGUAUUUCGCAGAAGGAUCUCAUCUGCUCGUUCGCUGCGUAAACGUUGGAACCGAUCGUCUGAAAGGUAAUUCGGAGCUGGUUUGUCGCGAUGGCGCUUGGUCUCACUCGACACCGUAUUGCAUUCCACUUGAUCCACUCAACAGAAAUAAGGAUUCACCACCAAUACUGAUCGAUGUGCUGAAUGGUGCCCACACUUUCUCACCUAUCGGUGAGCUCAUUGUAGCUCGCAGCGCCACUGUAAUAUUUUCGUGUUUGUCGCCAAAAAAGACCGCAAAAUCUAAAUGGGAGUUCUCCUCAACCUACAGAAGCUAUCCACAAAUAUGGACAAGAAUCGAGGCUCUGGGUGCAGAGAAGGCAGACGCUAAUCAGGUGAGCGUCACACAUUGA